Messenger RNA from Priapulus caudatus, 331 nucleotides. RefSeq lists its product as uncharacterized. The record is from RefSeq and is a predicted model, not a curated record. The coding region runs from base 20 to 331 and encodes 103 amino acids. Lineage: Eukaryota; Metazoa; Priapulida; Priapulimorpha; Priapulimorphida; Priapulidae. The transcript is spliced from 3 exons.
UUCUAGGCAAGCCGAAGCGAUGCCCGAAUCGUUGAAGCUGUUGCUAGAUCUGCCAGGAACGCAGAAGGUACAUGCAGCGCGAUACACGAUGUUCGUACCUAACGACGAAGCCUUCAGCUCUAUGCCGGAAGAAGCAAGAGACGCGCUCCUGAAUGACACGAGUCUCUAUGAAAAGGUGCUUCGAGCACACGUGAUAAACGACAAUGUCGUAUUCAACAACAACUUCCGUAAGGGAGUGGUUUACAACGCCUACUCCGAAGAGGGUCCGAUACAAUUGCAUUUCGAUCAUCGAGGCAACGAGACGGACGACGCGCCGGAUGAAUUUACAUAG